AAAUGAUCAAAUGAUGGGUAUGGGAGGUCCAGGUCCUAAUCAUCAGGGCAUAAUUUCUCAACCACCUGCAAACACUGCAACUAAUCGCUCUUUCGUACUUCGCUGAACUGUCUAUGCAAUGGCUAUAAUAACGGACUUACCCAUUGAUGUGAUUAUUAUUAUUUUAUGCGAUGAGAGCAUCAGCUUUAAGGAUAUUAUGAAUUUAGCUUUCUCAUUCAACAAAUUCUACGUCUUAUUAACUGACAAUGCACUUUGGCGGAAGAAAUUUUAUCAGAGAUGGCCUCAUCUAAGAGAAGAAUAUGACGAACAACUGUGCCUAGAAAAUAAAGAUUUUCUUGAACAUAUAAAAGCAGGUGUAAAAUCUAAGAAAGAAUUAUGGCGUUACUUGUCGCAGAUGUCUGAGAAACACUAUUACAAAGAUGAUUUAUUUGAUGUUGACUUUAGGGAUUUCAAUUCACUGUUUGAUCCAGAUAAAGGCGCAUAUUUCAUGAAUUAUUAUUUCUUUGUAAAUGAGCUGAUAAGGUUGCUUACAGAAUCUCCAAUGGAAUCCGAUUUGACACAAAGAUAUUACGCAGAGAAGCUUCUUUCAUACCUGCAGCAUUAUCGUUUAAGGAAGAAGGUGCACGAAUUUCUAAAUUAUCCUGAAAAACAACAGAUUUUAGAAAAGGCAGCCUUCAUUUUAGCACAAUGGUAUCAACCCCAGAAAUAUGUGUCUUACUUGUAUGUGAGUACGUCACUGGAUAAGAUUGCACAGCAGGUAUUGGAGUGCCUUAAAAAUAAAUAUUCGGCGCAUCCAAUAUGCUCAAUAUCAGGAGAGCAGCUUUCCUUUUGGGAAAACAAUAAUAUCGAUGAUAAUCAUUGGAAUAGCAUAGAAGGAAGACAGAUUAUAGAGAGUCUUUGUGAAGUUUUAUAUGAUAAAUUAAAAUUUCAAGGAAGUUCGUUUUUCGAUAAUUUCUUUCCGAGAUUUAUAGAAUGCUCUAGUAUAGAUUGCAUUUUAAAAGGUAAAGUUGGUAAUGCAGUAAUUCUGGCAACAAUAUAUCAUAGUGUGGCGAGAAGACUUGGUAUACGCUGCGAUAUAAUAUUCCAUAAACGUAUUAUUAACUACUUCUUAUGCUGGAGAGCGAAAUAUCAUACCACAAAUACCAAAGAAAAAGAAUGUUUUUGUAUUGACUUCAUGCGUAAUGGACAAAUGCCUAGUAGAAAUGGCUGUCCUAUAAUAAAUAGUGCAAAUUAUAAUAUUGAUGAGUAUACGAAGGAAAGUCCUGUAGAGGUGAUGUCACAUAUGAAUGCUAAUUUGGUUUCAAUAAUUAGAAACAAAGAAAUUAUAAAACGGUCGUAUCUGGAAUUACAGUGUCUAAUAAAACCAGAUACACGUGCAAUUGAAGAACUAGGUGACAUAUAUAUACAGCAUCAGACGGAUUUAUCCAGUCUCAUAGUUAUAUUGGAGAAGAUUCAGGUUACUGACCUUGAGGAGGCAAGAUAUGCUGCACAUUUGUUGAAUAAAUUUAGGAGCCUUAUAAAUCCAAUUAUGCCAUUUUGCAACCAAACACCAAAGCAAAGGAGAACAAAUAUAACAUUUGCAGUUGGAAUGAUCGUAACAUUUGAUAUUUAUCUUCCAGUGCGUAAAGAUUUUCGGAAGAGUAGGGGUGUGAUAAUUGGAUGGGACGAGAGACGUAGAGAAUACGAUGAUUUAGUGGAAAUCUGUCAUUUGUUUUCUUUCCGUGAAAUUAAUUUAAGACCAUAUUACAUAGUCCUCUGUGAAAAUGAUGAAAAGUGUUACAUCCCCGAAGUGUGCUUAACAAUGUGCAAAGAAUCAGUAUGGAUUAAUCACAAAGAUAUUGGUCGAUAUUUUUGUAAAUUUGAAAAGUCUUGUUAUGUACCAAACAAGAUGCUAAAAAAACAUUAUCCAUAUGAUCAACCAGCUCCGGUCUUUUGUAUAACUCAUUGACGUUAGGAAUGGCAAAAAGGAUUUCAUUUAUUUUAUGAUCCAUAUUUGUU
This is a messenger RNA of Linepithema humile (Argentine ant), 1998 nucleotides long. Its product is annotated as F-box only protein 21-like. The record is from RefSeq and is a predicted model, not a curated record. Gene Ontology annotation, molecular function: protein binding; DNA binding. Lineage: Eukaryota; Metazoa; Arthropoda; Insecta; Hymenoptera; Formicidae.